Molecule: messenger RNA, 3630 nt
Organism: Malus domestica (apple)
Lineage: Eukaryota; Viridiplantae; Streptophyta; Magnoliopsida; Rosales; Rosaceae
Molecular function (GO): RNA-DNA hybrid ribonuclease activity; nucleic acid binding
Source: RefSeq, a predicted model, not a curated record
AUGACUUACCUACUAUGGAACUGCCGUGGUCUUGGGUCAGACACGGUAGUUAGGGCCCUUCGUGGGCUGAUUCAAAAGCAUAGACCCACUAUGAUCUUUCUGUCUGAGACUAAAAUGAAAGAUCAUAGGCUUGAUGGUAUUCGAAGGAGAUUGGGUUAUUCUAAUGGUUUUCAUGUUCCUCCGGUUGGCAGGGCGGGGGGAUUGAGUCUGUGGUGGCAAGAUUCGCUCAGGGUUAUUGUCGUCUUCUCAUCGAAGCAUGUCAUUGAUGUUUGUUAUUAUCUUGAAGAAGUUGGAUCCUGGGUGAGAGGUACUUUUGUUUAUGGCACUUCCUAUCGUGCCGAAAAGGUGGAGUUUUGGAAUUGGCUCCAAAAUUCGUUUGGCCCGACGGAUAUCCCGUGGCUUUGUGGCGGGGAUUUUAACGAAUUCAUGUGGGAUUCUGAAAAAUCUGGAGGAACCAGUGUUUUGUAUAAUAGACCUACCUUUCUUAGUAAUUUUUUGUCCGCGGCGGAGUUAAUGGAUCUGGGAUUCAUAGGGCCUAAGUUCACUUGGCGUGGGAUAAGGGCUGGGCAUCUGAUUGAGGAAAGGUUGGAUCGGGUAGCUGUUAAUGUUAGGUGGCAGGACCUCUGGCCCAAUUCUGUGGUCGUUCAUGAAUCGGCUAUUGGUUCUGAUCAUUGUCCAGUGGUGGUUCAAUCUAAGCCUCCGUUCCGAAAGGGUAAAAGGCCUUUUCGAUUUGAGGCUUUCUGGGCUAAGGAGGCAGAUUGUCGAGAUGUUGUGCAGAAUAGUUGGAGUUUGCAAGGCAAGGAUAACUGGGUGAAAUGGCUUCGGGAGGGUGCGAACACGGCGUUCUUCCAUAGUACUACUCUCCAGAGGAGGAGGCUGAACAAGGUGGCCAAAUUUAAGGGGGAUGACGGGCUUUGGGUGGAGGAGGAGAAUCAGGUUUUGGGUAUAGUGGAGGAUCAUUUUCAAGCCUUGUUUACCUCGGCGGGCAGCAGGGAUUGGGGUGAUACGAUUGAUUGCAUUGUGCCUUUGGUGUCGGACGGGAUGAAUGCUGAGCUUAUUAAACAGGUGUCCGAUGAGGAAAUUAAGGAUGCUGUUUUUCAAAUGGGUGGUUUGAAAGCUCCGGGGCCGCAUGGUUUCCAAGGUAUCUUUUUCCACUCCUACUGGGAUAUCAUAUUGGCGGAGGUGAAGGGCUUAGUGGGGGACUUCAUGAGGGGGGUGGGCAUCUCUAAGCGGAUUAACUCUACGCAUAUUGUGUUGAUUCCUAAAGUUGCCAGUCCGGAGUCUGUGGCUCAGUACCGGCCUAUCAGCUUGUGUAAUUUUUCUUUUAAAAUUCUUUCGAAGGUUUUGGCCAAUAGAUUGAAGCCGCUGCUGCCGGAGUUAAUCUCGCUUAUGCAGAAUGCUUUCGUUUCGGAUAGGCAAAUCCAAGAUAAUAUUGGGAUCGCUCACGAAUUGUUCCAUUUUCUGAAACUGCGGAAAACUAAGCGAAAGUUUGAAUUGGGUAUUAAAAUUGAUAUGCAUAAGGCAUAUGAUCGGGUUGAAUGGGACUUUUUAGAAGCGGUUCUGUUGAAAUUGGGCUUUUGUAGGGGCUGGACGAACUUGAUUAUGAAUUGUGUGACUACUGUGGAGUUUGCUGUGUUACUAAAUGGGAAACCUGGGCAGCGGUUUACCCCUUCUCGGGGAAUCCGGCAGGGUGAUCCUCUUUCACCUUAUUUGUUUCUCUUAUUCCAUUCUCGGAAUGAAUUGGUUUCUGAUCCGGGGGAUUAUCUCGGUCUUCCGGCUAUUUGGGGAAGAUCUAAAAGACAAAGCCUUGCUUACGUGAAGGGAAGAAUGCUUGGAAAAGUUCAGGGAUGGAAACAGUCUUCCUUGUCUCUUGCGGGUAAAGAAGUAUUAAUUAAAGCUGUGCUUCAAGCUAUUCCGUCUUACCCUAUGAAUUUGUUCAAAUUCCCGAAGGCUGUGUGUAAUGACCUGGACUCUAUUGCUGCUCGGUUUUGGUGGGGAGAUUCUGCAGACCGAAGGAAGAUCCAUUGGAUGAGUUGGGAUCGAUUGAGUCGGCCUAAGUGUGAUGGAGGUUUAGGAUUUCGGAACUUCCAGGAUUUUAACGACGCUUUGCUGGUCAAGCAAUGUUGGCGGCUUAUUCAUAAUCCCAACUCUUUAUGGGCUAGGACUCUUAAGGCCCGUUAUUUUCCAUACUCCUCCUUCCUUGAUGCUAAGCUUGGGAGUCGGGCCUCGUGGGCUUGGGCUAGCCUAUUAGUGGGGCGGGAUAUCCUCAAAGCUGGGGCCCAUUGGCAGAUUCUGAAUGGCAGGGAUACUAGGCUGUGGAUUGAUAGAUGGCUGCCUUCACUCCCUCUUGGGCAUCCUGUUCCCCGUGGUAAUAUUCCUGUAUCUGUGAAUAUGAAGGUUUCCUCCCUUAUUAGGGAGAGUACCGGAUCCUGGGAUAUAGAAUUCUUACACCCUUUCAUUUCAGAGGAGGAGAUCACUGAUAUACACGCCAUUCAUUUGGGAUCUCUUUCUUCCUGUGAUCGUCUGAUUUGGCCUCUGGAGAAAGGGGGCUGUUACUCGGUUAGAUCGGGCUAUCACUGGCUUCACUCUCGGCGGCUGGGGGUGGGAGCUUCUACCUCUUCUGAUGCUUUGUUUUGGAAGGGUGUUUGGAAAAUUGAUGCUCAUCCCAAAAUUCGUAACUUUAUCUGGAGAGCAAUCAAUGAGAUGUUGUCCACUAUGUGUGGGUUAUUCCUGAGACGAUCGACCUCCUUACCGGUGUAUCCAAUCUGUAAAUCUCAGGAGGAAUCGGUAGUUCAUAUGUUGCUGCUUUGUCCUUGGGUGGCUCCCGUGUGGUUUGGGGGGCAGCUCGGGCUUCGGUUUUCUGGGAGUGGGCCUUCUUCCUUCCUCGAUUGGUUCAAGGGUCUUUUUCUUGGGGGACCUUAUACUGAGGAUAGGUCGAGGAUCAUCUCGGUUUUUGCCUUUUCUUGUUGGCACAUAUGGAAGGCUAGGUGCAAUUUUGUUUUCAAUGCUGUAGCGGUUGUCCCUUCCCAGGUGAUGCAUGCUAUUUCUUUCUCUGUGGCUUCCUUCUGGGAGGCUAAGACUCCAUGCUUCCAACGAGUCACUUCUUCUAUUGCUGAUCUUGGUCUUGCUCCUCGUUGGUGUCCCCCGCCUUAUUCCUUCAUCAAAAUUAAUGUGGAUGCUAGCUGGUCCCCGGUUGAUGGUAAGGCUUGUUUGGCUGCAGUGUUGCGUGAUCAUGUGGGCCAGUUUGUGGCGGCUCAUAAGAUCGCUGUUGCGGUGCAGUCGGCGUUGUUUGCGGAGGCUAUGGCUAUGCUGCGGGGGUGCGAGUUGGCUGCCAAGUUGGGAUUUCAAAGGGUUAUUACGGAAUCGGAUUCUUUGGAGGUUGUCUCUUCUUUGCGGGGGGAUAUUUCCAAGGGCAGAUGGGAAGUGUUCCCUAUUCUUCAGAAUAUUUUGAGUGUAGGGGUCUCUUUUCAGGACUGUCGCUGGUCUUGGGUUCCAAGACUGGCCAACCAAGCGGCGGACCUUUUGGCGUCGAGGAAGAAUAUGGAGAUGUGCGAUCACUUUUGGGACCGACGUCCCCCAUCUUCAUUGGUUCACAUUCUCGAUAAGGAUGGCCUUCCAUGCCCCCCGUAA